AUGAAUUACUUUGAAAAUAUAAAUCAAAAUAAUCAUUUAACAAUAUUAAAAAAUAUAUUAGAUGAAGAGUCAACAGAUAUUGAUACACUCUUAGUACAAUAUUUUACUAAAUAUGAUUUUAUAGAAAUAAACAAAUCAAUUCAAAUUUUAGGUAAUAAAAUCACAAAUUCACUAGCUUUGAUCAUAAUAGAGAAACAUUAUAAAGAUCUUUCAGAAUCAAUUAAAGAACAUAUUAAGAAUCAAACUAACAUUAACAUUAAAACAUUGAUUAGUUUAUUAGAAUCAAAUGAUAAUGCAAGUGAAAUUAUUUUAUUUGCAUUAAAUAAGGACAAUAGUGAACAGUUUAUAAAAGAAUCACUGCUUAAGUUAAAUUCAUUAUCAGUAAAGGCUCAGAAGACAUUAUCCUUUAUACUUAAAGAGUUAGACUCUUGUUAUUAUGUAAAUUAUAACAAUUUUAUAUCUUUAUUAAAUCAUGAGAAUCAUAAUCUAAGAGUAGCAUUCAUAUCAAUUAUUGAAGGAUUAAUAGUUUAUUUUAAAGAAGUGAAUAAUCUUGAAGAGAUAGCUAAUCUUACUAAAAUACUUUGUGAAAGGUUACGAGAUGUUAAUUACGUUGUAAGAAACAAAGUUUUAGGGACACUGUCAUUUCUGUUUCGAAAUCAUUUUAUUUUACUUAAAGAGAGAAACAUGGUUAUUGAAUCAAUUUUAGAAAGAAUAGUUGAUAAGACUGUAGUUGUAAGAAAGAAAGUAUUGAAUUUAUUAUCACAAUUAUUAUUAAAUCACCCGUUUAAAAAUAAAGGAAAUAAUUUAAGUAUUUCAAAUACUCACAGUAACGUUGAAUAUGAAAAGGAAUUUAAAUCAUUUGUUCAAUUAAUGAAUACAGCAUUAGAAAAGUGUAUAUUUAUGUUAGAUUGUAAUCUUAAGACCGAUAUAUUGGAAAUAUGUACAUUUAUUAAGUUGUGUUUUUUAUAUAAUCUUGAUAACUCUUAUAAUGGAAUGGUUAAAGUACUUAAUUUGGUAUUUAAUAGUGAAUAUAAGGAACAUAUUAUAAAAAUAUUUAAGGAUGUGAUUGAAUCAAAAAAGAAUGUUAUAUACCAGUUUGUAAAUAACAAAGCUUUUGAAGAGUUAAUUAAACACUUAGAUGUUAGUUAUGAACCCUUAUUGGUUAAUAUUAAAAACAAUCAGUUAAUAUCUGAAAGUAUCUAUAUAUUAAGACAUUUAAAUAAGUCAAUAUCAACAAAAUUAACUCUAUACUUGAUUCAAUAUACAACUCAAUUGUUAUUUAAUUCACAUUCUGAUAAUUUAAUUGAAAAUCUUAACUCGUAUAAAAAUACACUUUAUAUUGUAAGUAAUUCUCCUAAAAUAGAAUAUAAACAUGAGAUAUUUGGUAUUAUAACUAAGAAUAUUAUUAAAAUGAGAUUUUAUGAAUAUAACAUUAUAUCUGAUACUUUAAAGGUAUUUUAUAGUAUAAGUAAAGAUCCAGAAAAAAAUUCUUUAAAAUUACUUAAGAUGAUAAUUGAAUCAAAAAAUAAGCUUAACUUAUUAGACUUUAUUGGAUCUUUGGCGUUACUUGAGUUUAACAGAUUAACUAAAAUAGAAAAUGAUAUUAAAAAUUCAAAGAAUGAUAACAAUCAAGAAGAUUUAAAGGAAAAUUUUCAAUUUAUUAAUGAAAUGAAUGAUAUUGAAGUUAGUAAUUAUUUUUAUCAGUUAAAAGAAUAUGAUUUGUUAAAUAACCCUAGUAAUGUUUUAAAUCAAUUUAAAGAAUUAUUAAUAAAAGAGUGUUUUUCUGAUAAUUUACUAAUUAGGAAAUUAGCAAAUAUAUCAUUGUGUAAAUGGAUGUUGGUAUCACAAAGAACAUUUCAUAAAUAUUAUAAAGAUGUAUAUUUAGUUAAUUUAACUAAUGUAGAUAAUGGCCCUGAAAUCAGAAAUGCUUUAAUAAUAUUUCUACAUGACUUUGCACUCUAUUAUAAUCCUUAUAUCAACUAUAAAGAGAUAUUUAAUUUUUUAAUAGACAAAGAUUUGAAGAAGAAUACAAUAUUAAUUAUAUACAAUUUACUUAAUAAGAAUAUAAUAAGAGUUAAUGGGAAUGGGUCGUUAUUAAGCAGUCAAUUAAAUGAUGAUCAAAUAGGAGUUAUAGUUAGAACAAUAUUAAAAACGGUUUCUAAAAAUUUAAAUAUGAUUUCAGUAAUCUUUUAUGAGUCGUUUAUUGAUGAAAAUAUUUCAAAUGAAAUAUUAAAAUAUUUAUGUGGUUUGAUACCACAAUCCGUUAGAGGAUCUUUAUUUUUAAAGUGUAUUAAAAAUAACACGGUUUGUGAUGAACGAAAAAAAUUAAUUCUUGUUGAGUUUAAUUUGAAAGAAAAAUUUGUUAGUGAUAAUAAGCAUCUUUUAAACAAAUUUUUACAAAAUUAA
This is a messenger RNA of Hepatospora eriocheir, 2406 nucleotides long. NCBI's taxonomy places the organism in Eukaryota, Fungi, Microsporidia, Hepatosporidae. The record is from the annotation of a GenBank genome assembly.